UGGAAAAUGUUAAAAUGACUGGCGACCAUGUGGAAAAMGGAACACACGUUCACAUGACAAUGUCCGAUGACAUUGCGGAGUGUUUUCAUAAGUCGUUACCUGAUGACGAAAUGAGGUUUUCAAUGAUGGCGAAUUUCUUCAGCAGUAACGGCUUUAAAGGAGAGGUUUUAAAAAUUGUGUGUGAAGUAAGAAAAGGACCGCUAAGUUUCAGCACAUGCAUUAGAGAAGCAUUAGCAAAGCAUUUUGGAGAUGAUAUAAUUGCGUUGGGCGGAGUAAUACUCAUCGAAAAUGGAAAAGUGAAAAUUCACGUCAUUAAGCCGAGUUUGGCGAAAAUACCAAUAAAAUCAGAGAAAGAGUUGGGCAAUUGGUUACAUUUUAUUGAAUUAUCUCCACCGUCAGUGGGUGUCGGAUGCAUAGUCUCUCAUGAUCCUGGGCUGAAUUUAAGACUUCAACACUUUCACCUGUACACUGAUCGCAAUGAAGGAGGACAUUACCACAAUGAUACCGAACCGAACACCAUAAAAUAUACUGGUUAUUUUGGUGUUUCUAAGCAGUUUAUUAAAAUUGAUUAAAUUCAAACAUUAUAUUAUGC
Diuraphis noxia (Russian wheat aphid) is the source of this 592-nucleotide messenger RNA. RefSeq names its product beta-keto L-gulonate decarboxylase-like. Gene Ontology annotation, cellular component: nucleus. The record is from RefSeq and is a predicted model, not a curated record. Lineage: Eukaryota; Metazoa; Arthropoda; Insecta; Hemiptera; Aphididae. Gene Ontology annotation, molecular function: hydrolase activity, acting on ester bonds; zinc ion binding.